Messenger RNA from Capronia coronata CBS 617.96, 1701 nucleotides. RefSeq lists its product as uncharacterized. Gene Ontology annotation, molecular function: iron ion binding; monooxygenase activity; oxidoreductase activity, acting on paired donors, with incorporation or reduction of molecular oxygen. The record is from RefSeq and is a predicted model, not a curated record. The transcript is spliced from 2 exons. Bases 1 to 1701 code for a protein of 566 amino acids. Lineage: Eukaryota; Fungi; Ascomycota; Eurotiomycetes; Chaetothyriales; Herpotrichiellaceae.
AUGUUCCUCCUUGUUCUUUUCUCCCUGGUGUUGGCUUAUUUCCUCUGGACCCUUGUUCGGCUUGCCGUCAAUUAUGUUGAAGCUAGAACGAUUGGGCUGCCGAUUCUUUUCUGCCCGGUCAAUCCUGCUGGCCCUCUAUGGAUGCUGACGAAAGACUCGCUCAUCCCCAUAUUCCUCCGUCUACCUUUCGGUCUCGGCGAGUGGGCCGGCAGGGCAGAAGUCGGCUGGACGUUCAAAGAGAGGUUCGCCAUCCAUGCCAAAUAUGGCGAGGCCUUCAUCAUCGUCUCACCGGGUGAGAACGAUGUCGUCCUCGCAAACCCCGCCGCUACCGAAGAAGUGAUGCGUCGCCGCAAUGACUUUAUCAAGAACCCUGCCAUGUACGGGAUGCUGGACAUCUAUGGGCCCAAUCUCGACACGGUCAAUGGAAAGGAUUGGGACCGGCACCGCAAGGUUACCGUUCCGCCCUUCAAUGAACAGAAUAGUGCUUUAGUCUGGCGAGAAACUGGCGAACAGAUCGAGGAAGUGUUGGACAUUUGGGCUGGCAAAGCACAGGUCACCUCCACCCAGCCUGACGUUCAUGCCGUGGCACUCAACGUCCUCUGCGGAGCCGGAUUUGGCAUGCACAGCAGUUUUGUCGAUUCGAAACUGCCGCCAGAUAACAACGGCUCUGUCAAGGAGCAUUUGGGGUAUCGCGAAAGUUUGCGAACAUUGCUAGCAAAUAUCGUUCAGCUUGUUAUCCUGGGGCUUUUGAAGAGAGCUGGUGUGCCCAAUUGGAUAUGGUUUGGCGGCAUGCGCAAAUUGUCAGUGGCGUACGAUGAAUUCAAGAGUUACAUGGCCGAGAUGCUGGCACGAGAGAAGACGGCAUUCGAACAGGGUGAUUUCUCCAGACAUAACCUGAUGAGCGAGCUGGUCAGAGCAUUGGAGUUGUCUAAACAAGCGUCCGACAGUGAGAAGGGAACAGUCACAACGCCGGCGUUUGCGACCGGGUUGUCGGAUGAUGAAGUCUACGGAAACUUGUUCAUCUACAAUCUUGCAGGACAUGAUACCACGGCCAGCACGCUACACUUUGCCAUCACCUUGUUGGCUAGUUAUCCGGAGUGGCAAGCCUGGGUAGCAGAAGAGAUCGAUCAAGUACGAAAGGCCGAGUCAACUGGUUUGUACUAUUACGAACAAACAUUUCCAAAGCUGCGGAGAUGCUUGGCACUUAUGUAUGAAACGCUACGACUCUAUGGCCCAGUGGUCAUGAUGCCUCGAUAUACUGGGGACUCGGCGCAACGACUGCGGAUCGAUGACAGAGAACAUGUUAUACCGCCCAAGACAACCGUCACACUCAAUUUUGCAGCAUUGCAUACCCAUCCUGACUACUGGGGUCCGGACCCUCUUUCAUUCCGUCCGAGUAGAUGGAUUCCGUCAGGGGAUGAGAAGGGGGAUGAUUUUUUGCAGCCGGUUUCAGGGUCAUAUGUGCCUUGGAACAUGGGACCGCGAGUUUGUCCGGGCAAGAAAUUCUCUCAGGUCGAAUUCACGCGGGUCAUUUUUGGCUUGUUUGCCAAUGGAAGCAGAGUCGAGCUCGUCAAACAAUGCGGCGAGAGCGACGAAGAAGCCAGGACAAGAGCUCUGGGUGUUGUGAAUUCUGCCAAACUCGAGGUCUCUUUGAAAAUGGUGAAUGCCGAGACGGUGGCUUUGAGAUGGAUCAAGCCGUGA